Molecule: messenger RNA, 1535 nt
Organism: Phytophthora infestans T30-4
Lineage: Eukaryota; Oomycota; Peronosporomycetes; Peronosporales; Peronosporaceae
Exons: 1
Coding region: 1-1314 (437 amino acids)
Molecular function (GO): phosphatidylinositol binding
Source: RefSeq, a predicted model, not a curated record
AUGGCGACCAAGACGACGACGGCGACCAGGCCCUCGCUGGCGACGCUAUCGGCACACGUCACUGGCUUCGACUUCACGACAUUCCACGCGUACACGACGGUGGUGACGCUGGAGGGCUCCACGUGGACGCUGGCUAUCCGCUACAGCAAGUUCCUGGCCUUCUACGAGGCGCUCAGGGCCACGGAUCGCAGCUUCAAGUUCGACUUUCCGCCCAAGGGCGGAUUCUUUUUCACACCCAAGCCUGAGGAGCGCCAGGUGCGGCUGGAUGCGUUUCUGCAGGCCGUGACCAAGUUCUACUUGGCCAAGAAGCAGCCGCAGAGCUUUGCCAAGGUGCUGCGCGAGUAUCUGCAGGUGGAUAAGAGCUUUGCCAAGGCGAAGAAGAUUUCGGCCAAGAAGGAGGACAAGCUGCAGCAGCCUGUGGUAGAGCCACAGCCCAAGAACGAGACAAAGGUGGAGAAGGCUGCACAGCCCAAGAACGAGACAAAGGUGGAGAAGGCUGCACUGUCGGACAAGGCCCAGGAGGGCAAGAAGGCUUUGGUCAACGCUGCCUUUGGGGCUGCUGUGGUGUCGGCCAUCAAGGAUAACGCCAUGGACGCCAAGAGAGACGAGCAGAAGAAGGUUGAGAAGGAAGAGCCGAAGGUUGAAGUUGAGGUCGACGCGGCGAAAGAGGUGGUGGUGGAAGGAAGCAAGGCUAAAGGAGUAAAGAUUGAGGAGGAAGCCAAGAUUGCAGAGAUCCAGAUUGAGGAGACAAAUACUGAAGUAGAGAAAGUUAAGUCGAAGAAGGAGGAGAGCAAAGUUGAGGAGCCCAAGGUUGAGGUGCCCACGGCCACUGACGUCAAGUCGAACACUUCGACAACUACAACUACGACAACUACCACGACUACCACGACGUCCACAUCGGGAGGAUCCACCGUUGUGGAGACCAACGUGACGAGCCAGCCGACGGUCAACAAGACGGUGGUAGGCAAGACAGUGACGAUCACGAGCAAGUCGGACGACUCACACUCGUUCAAGGUGGAAAUGACGGAGAAGAAGGCGUCGGUAGUGACGCCCACGCCUGCGGCCACGCAGAUGGAGGAGACUUACGAGCUGAAGCCCAAGAAGAAGAAACGCAGCAAAAGCAGGAAAUCCAUCUCCAAGGCACCGACGUCCACCUCGUCGACGGCGAGCGAUGGCUUCGAGUCGCCCGAUGGUGUGGACGAGGUCUCUCGUGUCUCGCUCUCAGAGGCACAGAAGAAGACGCGUAACCAGCGCCGCAAGGAGAAGCGGAAGAAAAACCAGAAGAAAGUCAAUGCCAGCGACUUGGAGGCGUAAGCGGCGGAGCAUUACCGAAACGAAUGUGUCGUGGCUGCAGAUCGUAGCGGCCAAGUAGUUAGGUCAGAAAUCUAUCGACAACGGAGAGUGGACAGCAGCUCGCCGCCACAGGCGCGAGCAUUGAAGGCGUGGGGCGCUUGCUGCUCUUCCGAUAGAUCUAACGUUAGGUGGAUUUUAUAAGUUGAUGGCAAUCAAUUGUGCAACGAAGAAACACCCAACGA